This is a messenger RNA of Carlito syrichta (Philippine tarsier), 2595 nucleotides long. RefSeq names its product eukaryotic translation initiation factor 4E binding protein 2 (gene EIF4EBP2). The record is from RefSeq and is a predicted model, not a curated record. Lineage: Eukaryota; Metazoa; Chordata; Mammalia; Primates; Tarsiidae. Gene Ontology annotation, molecular function: eukaryotic initiation factor 4E binding. Gene Ontology annotation, cellular component: cytoplasm. Bases 44 to 406 code for a protein of 120 amino acids. Gene Ontology annotation, biological process: negative regulation of translational initiation. The transcript is spliced from 3 exons.
CCGCCUGCCCGCCGGACAAAGCCGAGAGCCCGCGCCUAGAGCCAUGUCCUCGUCUGCCGGAAGCGGCCACCAGCCCAGCCAGAGCCGCGCCAUUCCCACCCGCACCGUGCCCAUCAGCGACGCCGCGCAGCUACCUCAUGACUAUUGCACCACGCCCGGGGGGACGCUCUUCUCCACCACGCCAGGAGGAACUCGAAUCAUUUAUGAUCGAAAGUUUCUGUUGGAUCGGCGCAACUCUCCCAUGGCUCAGACCCCGCCCUGCCAUCUGCCCAAUAUCCCUGGAGUCACCAGUCCUGGCACCUUAAUUGAAGACUCCAAAGUAGAAGUAAACAAUUUGAACAACUUGAACAAUCAUGACAGGAAGCAUGCAGUUGGGGAUGAUGCUCAGUUUGAGAUGGACAUCUGACUUUCCUGCAAAGAUGUGAAGAAAAACAGCAAAGCUGACAUCUAUGUGAACCUGAUUGGCCAACAGGAUCAACAACGAAGAGACAGAGCAGCAGUACCAGCAGCCCCCAUUAGUCCCCAGUCCCCUCUUCCUCUGGGUGCCGAAUGAUGGGAAGAUGAGCUCAUCUGACCAUUUCUUUUUCCGGUUUCCUGUCCCCUGCCCAGUUAGUUGUACAGGUUAGAUUGAAGGCCCUUGGUGUAUUUCUGUAGUGCUAAGCAGCCCAUAGAGGAAAACUCUGGCUUCUCUUGUUGUUUAUUGCGAACCACCCCCUAGCCCCCUCAAAUUUAUCCCAAACAGAUAUCAGCUUAUCAACAACUGCCUGGCUGGGAAGUCUAGGAAAGAGAUACAGAGGUUUCAUGGGUUCAGCAUCACUCCUGCUCCUUAGCCUCUGUUUCUCCUCCCUGUAUCCCACCUAUGACGGUUCAGUAGUGUGAGAGUCAGGUUUGGGGCUUUAAAAACCAUUAGGGGGAAAUGAUAAAAAGAGAGCUGCUUUUCCUUUUACCUUGAGGUGUUUGUCCUUAGGGACAGAGCACAGUUUGUGAAACUCUGGCAGCAUUACCCUGUGACACCAUUUUGAAGUCUGCUUCCUUUCUUUCCUCUGGGAGGAAUGUCUUCUAUCUUUGGUAUUACAGUUCCUCUUCUCAUUCCUUUACUUAACUCAUUUGUGCAGAUCUUUUAAGCUCUUUGCAUCAGAAGGGAACCCUCAGUAGCCAGCCUUGUUCUUCUGCCAUUCUACCUGUUUGCAUCUUGAUGCUAGCAGAAUACUCUUGUACUUGGAGAUACCCAGGCGAUUUUGUGUGCUCCCACAGCAGGUCCAUACCAAGUAAGAGAGGCACUUUGGCCUUCACUUGAUGGUUGAGGCCUGAUUAUAGUAUUCUGCCAGAUGAUAUCUAAGAAUGAGCUCUGAAGAGCAUUGACCCAUUGAGUACCCAGUCUCAGUAGUAGGUGUUUUUAAGUCCAGUGAGCAUUGUGAUAUUUGUUCUCAGAUUGCAGUUUGUUAUGUUUUGAGUUUGAAGUUGAUUUUCUGAAUGUUCUUAGAAAAGAACUACAUUUCUUUUCCAUUAUGGAUCUGCUUUGUUUGGCUGCUGGGAUAGGAUAGAUAAGCAUGGGCUUUAAAAUGUGUUCCUUCCAGGUUUCUUGCCUUUCCCAUUCCACUCUGAAUUUUCCCCCUGCUUCCCUCUCUUCCUCUCUCCCUCUCUCUCUGUCUCCCUUCCUUUUUCUCUGCCAGGCCAUUUUUCAAAUUUACAUCAAAGAUACCUCAAGUGUUGGUAUCUAAAAAUAUCUGUCACCCCUUUUAUCUGAGGAGUGACCUUUUAUUUUUAAGAUGACUACAGACCUAUUUUUAGAUAUGUUUUCAAUACAAUUUUGAACAGCAACUUUUUAAGUAAACAUUCUCCAGUGUUAGGAAGGUGAGAAAUGUCCAUAAGCAAGUCUGCUGUUCUGUGUCACCAUCCUUUGUCGCUCCCAGUACCUUAGGAGCUCUUUCCUUCCCCCCUGAGUUUUGGGUGUGCAUGUUUGGAGCUUGUUGUGGGUGGUUUGUAAAACUGGACCAUUCUGCCUUGCUAGGGGUUGUUCAUGAAAGCCUCAUGCUUUUCCCUUACCCUUUCCUUUUGCAUUCACCCUUCUCCUCACCCACUCUCCUGGGACUCUUGACUGACACAGUAAUCCCUGGAGAGUGACUCCCCUUUUAGAAAGACUAAAGCAUCCAUCCCCUCAUAAAAAGACAAGUAAUGUAACCACUGGUGUCCUGGGAAUUUCUGGUAGAAUUUGGUGCCCUGAAACCUCUUAUUAAGAGAUCAGAUCCCAGGGUGAGAGUAACAGGCCAAUUGGCCAAGAAAGAAAGCUAUUUGUUUUUCUUUUGAACUAUGGAAAGACCCUGUUUGUGAAUACAUUUUAGGAAGAAGAGAGGAAGGAUGUCUGUGGAACUUUGUUCUGUUUUCUGCAACAAAAUGUGAAUAGUUCAAAGAGCGAAACCUUUUGUGAUGGUUGAUGUCUCUCAGGAAUAAGCUGGAUCUCCAAUGUUUUUGGGGAUGCUUUGAGUCUCAAAAAUUGAUAAUCAGAAAAGUAUUUUUUGUUUGUUUGUUUAUGUACCCCUGUUCUGAUUUUUAAUUAAACUCCAAAUUUUGUUUUACGUACUCUUGGAAAAAACU